GCUCUUCUGAGUACAGCGGGGUGAGUGUGCAGAGUCUCUGAGUGGAGAGAGGGCUGACCAGUGUAUCUUCGUCUCCCUGAGGAAAGGUGCCGGCGAGGUGGACGACAUGGCCUGGUGGAAAGCUUGGGUUGAACAAGAGGGCGUCUCAGUGAAGGGCAGCCCCCACUUCAACCCAGACCCUGACGCAGAGACCCUCUACAAAGCCAUGAAGGGGAUUGGGACCAAUGAGCAGGCCAUCAUCGACGUGCUCACGAAGAGAAGCAACGCGCAGCGGCAGCAGAUCGCCAAGUCCUUCAAGGCUCAGUUUGGCAAGGAUCUCAUCGAGACCUUGAAGUCGGAGCUGAGUGGCAAGUUCGAGAGGCUCAUCAUAGCCCUCAUGUACCCUCCAUACAGAUACGAAGCCAAGGAGCUAUACGAUGCCAUGAAGGGCAUAGGAACCAAAGAGGGUGUCAUCAUCGAAAUUCUGGCUUCUCGGACCAAGAACCAGCUGCAGGAGAUAAUGAAGGCAUAUGAGGAAGACUAUGGGUCCAACCUGGAAGAAGACAUCAAAGCAGACACCAGCGGCUACCUGGAGAGGAUUCUGGUGUGCCUCCUGCAGGGCAGCAGAGAUGACUUGAGUGGUUAUGUGGACCCAGGAUUGGCCCUGCAAGAUGCCCAGGAUCUGUACGCAGCGGGUGAGAAGAUCUGUGGGACGGACGAGAUGAAGUUCAUCACUAUCCUGUGCACACGCAGCGCCACACACCUGCUGAGAGUGUUUGAGGAAUAUGAGAAAAUUGCCAACAAGAGCAUUGAGGACAGCAUCAAGAGUGAGACCCAUGGGUCUCUGGAGGAGGCCAUGCUUACAGUAGUGAAGUGCACCCGGAACCUCCACAGCUACUUCGCGGAGCGCCUUUACUUUGCCAUGAAGGGAGCAGGGACUCUGGAUGGGACCCUGAUAAGAAACAUCGUUUCCAGGAGUGAGAUUGACUUAAAUCUUAUCAAGAAUCAGUUCAAGAAGAUGUAUGGCAAGACCCUCAGCAGCAUGAUCAUGGAAGACACAAGCGGUGACUACAAGAAUGCCCUGCUGAACCUGGUGGGCAGCGACCUCUGAAGCCUCAGAAGGACAAGAGCGAAGCCUAAGCAGGCGGAGUCACUGGGUCCUGCUUGCUCAGCCUUGGCCAUGGAUGGGGGUGGGGGUGGGGGAAGCCACAGCGCACCUUUCAGUCUUAUAUCUCCCAGCUUCUAGCACUUUCCACCCGGUUUCUCUGAUCCAGAAAGAAGGAUCAGCCUGGGACUCGUACCUCUACUGUCCUUCCAAGUCAAUUCCAGGUGUGAGCACAUUGCCAACCUUAGGAUAUACUGUGCCUGGUCUAACAAAUACCUUGAUGUGAAGGAGUCUGCAGGAGCUCAUAAUCAUUUCUUUCUCCCUACACAAGCGCUUCCCAAGCCUGCCUGAUCAGAGCCCCCUAGGCACAACUGACACAAAGACUCAGCCGCACCCCCAUCUACUAACCUAGAUCUGCAGAGAAAGGACCGGAGAAUAUGGCAUUUUAGUAAGUGUCUCAGCUGAUAUGCUUCUCUUUCAGACAACCAGAGAAGGCUGUGAGAACCUAUCUGUUUCAGAGCACGUACUCAUGGGCAGCUGAGAAAGGAACACAUAUAUCCAGGCCAGCUGGGCUGCCCAACAUUCAUUCACCAGCUUCAUCUAAAGACACUAGGCUGCAGGUAGAAGAGAAGUUCUCUCAUCAUCCUCCCAGCAGAGCAAGCUGAAAACUAACAUCCUGACAAGGACACUGUGUUCUAACAGGCUUGAGCUUCUCUAACUUGACAAAAUCAGGCCCUCCUUUCUUUCAUGACAGAGCGUGGAGAAUCUCUAAUGCUAACCAGUGGCAAUGGCAACUGAUUACAGGGGAACCUGAGAUGCCUGUGUUGAGCUUUUCAGAAUAAUAAAGAUUUUUACAAUGGAA
This is a messenger RNA of Budorcas taxicolor (takin), 1946 nucleotides long. Its product is annotated as annexin A8. NCBI's taxonomy places the organism in Eukaryota, Metazoa, Chordata, Mammalia, Artiodactyla, Bovidae. Gene Ontology annotation, molecular function: calcium ion binding; calcium-dependent phospholipid binding. The record is from RefSeq and is a predicted model, not a curated record. Bases 107 to 1090 code for a protein of 327 amino acids. Gene Ontology annotation, biological process: endosomal transport; negative regulation of serine-type endopeptidase activity; endosome organization. Gene Ontology annotation, cellular component: cytoplasm. The transcript has 12 exons.